AUGGACGGUCCAGAUCGUUCCGGAAUUUCCCGCUAGGGUUCUAGCGGGAUGGAGGGCGUGGGCUUGCAGCGGGCGAGGGAGGCCCUGGAUCUCGCGCACCACAUCGCAAAUCUUCUCAACACAGGUCUGGAUCGCAAGACGCUCUCGAUUUGCAUCGCGCUCUGCGAGCACGGCGUGAAUCCGGAAGCGCUCGCGGCUGUUGUGAAGGAGCUCCGCCGCGAAUCGGCCGCUGUCCAAGGCGGCGCUACUGCCACUGCCACUGCUGCUCUUGCGAAUGGCCCGGCCUCGCGAGCUUGAAAGAAAUGUGGAGGAUUUCCUGGAUCUUAGGAGAAAUUCUUGAAGGGAAGAAGAAAGCGGUCUUGUUUUUGAGAA
This is a messenger RNA of Selaginella moellendorffii, 372 nucleotides long. Its product is annotated as mitotic-spindle organizing protein 1. Gene Ontology annotation, cellular component: interphase microtubule organizing center; gamma-tubulin ring complex; spindle. Bases 49 to 297 code for a protein of 82 amino acids. The transcript has a single exon. The record is from RefSeq and is a predicted model, not a curated record. Lineage: Eukaryota; Viridiplantae; Streptophyta; Lycopodiopsida; Selaginellales; Selaginellaceae. Gene Ontology annotation, biological process: mitotic spindle assembly; gamma-tubulin complex localization; microtubule nucleation by interphase microtubule organizing center.